AGCGCCGGGCGCCGGCGGCUCAGGCUCGGGCUCGGGCUGGGGCUGGGGCUGGGGCUCCAGCUCGGGCCCUGCUGCACCUGUGACUCGGCGACGCUGCUCCUCCGCUGCUGCCCCGCGCGCGCGCGCUGCCCCAUGGCCCCGUCCCGGCUGCAGCUCGGCCUCCGCGCCGCCUACUCCGGCUUCAGCUCGGUGGCCGGCUUCUCCAUCUUCUUCGUCUGGACGGUGGUCUACCGACAGCCGGGGACUGCGGCUAUGGGGGGUCUCGCAGGUGUCCUGGCGCUGUGGGUCCUGGUGACUCACGUGAUGUACAUGCAGGACUACUGGAGGACCUGGCUCAAAGGCCUGCGGGGCUUCUUCCUCGUGGGUAUUCUCUUCUCAGCCGUCUCCGUCUCUGCCUUCUGCACCUUCCUGGCACUGGCCAUCACCCAGCACCAGAGUCUCAAAGACCCAACCAGCUACUACCUCUCCUGCGUCUGGAGCUUCAUCUCCUUCAAGUGGGCCUUCCUCCUCAGCCUCUACGCCCACCGCUACCGGGCCGACUUCGCUGACAUCAGCAUCCUCAGCGAUUUCUGACCCAGGGAAUGAGGUCAUUCCAGCCUGGGGGCCCCCAGGACCAGUACUCAGCUUCUGAGUCAUCAAGUGAGCCUGGGGGACUCCAGAACCAUGGCAGAGCAUAUCCAGCAGGGCCAGUUCGGUUUCCCAGAAAGCCGUCUGGUCCCCCUUUUUGGGGAGACAGAACUGUUGAAGGGGCACUGCCAAUCUGCCCAUUAGCCUGGCUAAUGGGCAGCUUAGACCUUUCCAAAUGGAUCUAUUUUCUUAGCACUCUGAGGAAUCUUUGUAAGUAGGGCCACGAUAAUGGACUCAAGGUGUCAAGGGGUAGGACCGUGAGGUCUGAACGUCUGGUGAGGGGCAGGGUUGGAGACAGGCUUCCUUGAUGUCCUAGACGUCACUGAAGCCGUGUGUGUGCGCGUGGGGGAGGCAUCUGGAAAGGUUUGAUCAAGUAAGGAAUCUCCAGUAGAGCUCUCCAAAUCCCACCCCAGCGCCUCCACCCUGUUGUCCUCAAGGGUCAGGUAGCUGAAUUCAUCAGUCCCUAGGGAAGUGACAGUUGGCUCUGUCCCCAAGCUGCAAGACUGAACAGAACCCAGUGUCUCUCCCCCUCCCUUCCCUCCAGAGUCUGUUUCCCACGAGGGUGCUAGAGCCCGCCAACCAUUCCUGUGUGUCACACGCGCACACAUGACCACACAUUGCCAGAGCUGGGCUCCUCGGAUGAGGCUAGACCUGAGGACCACAGGAAACACACCCAUGCACCUACCUAGAAGGGCUUUGGGAUAAGAGGGCAAGCUGGUGGGGGCUAGAGAGCACUACACCUCUACGCCUGGGUCUCCAGCCUUGCACGUUCACCUGACCCUCACUGCACAAGACCACCCCGACCACGAGGACCUCUCCCUGCACCGAACCCCAACACUGACGCUCAUCUCUCUCCUGAAUGGACAUGGGCCCAAGGCCCCACCUAAGUAGAGAGGUGGAGCGGGGGCCGCUACGUUUAUCCUUUCUUGUUAGGUUGUCACUUUGCACGUCCACUUCUCCACCAGGGUCCCGCCCUCGCUCUCUGCCUUACACUACUGUCACUUUAGCAGAAAUACAGCGGCCGUUUUUAUCAGCCUCAGGGUGUUUCUUUGGGGGGGGGAGCGUCUUGAGAGAGGACUGUAUGAGUGGAUGAGGUGGGGCCUCCACCUAUCUGAUUAUAUCUCUAAGGUAAGCUCUGGGCGAGCGGGCAGCCUGCCCUCUUGGCAUGAGGAGACCACUAACUCAGACCUCCUUUGCUCCCCCAGCCCUGCCCUAUGGGGCCAGGAUGCUCACAGCCUCAGCAUCCCUUGCAGAUUCCAUACCACCCCCUAGGUCAGAGAAAGAGAAUCUUUUUUUCUUUUCCCCCUCCUACUCCAAACAGACUGCUUGGGGCUCCAAGGUAUAUGGUGACCAGGCUGGGCAGACUUAGAACCAGAAAGACAGGAGCUGGCAAUACCCCCCCCCCCCCCCGUUAUGCUGGGCACGUUUUUUCUGGCCUCUUGUCUCAUCCAUCCUUUUACUUUACAAUCUAUACUUAAAACAUCAUGGUAAGGAACCAGAAGCCAUGUCCACACCUAGGGCCAUUUACUGAAAGAUCCAGGAGGCGGUGACUACAGACACGGCAGGACUUAAGCCCAGGUGUGUGCUUCAUGACCUUUUUGGGGUGUCUUGGCAAACUGAGCCUGAGAACUUGUCCCAUAUCCCACAGGGCCCAGUCUGUAGGGCUCAGCCCGGGAUCAUCUCCUUUUUCACCUGGGUUGGUGGUAAGCAUGUAUUUGGAGUGGGUUCUUCCUGCAUGCAGUAGCCGUGGGAGGGUAAGGGACUAGAGAGUCUGAGUUCGGCCCCAACUUGCCCCCUUUCUCAGCCCAUCGCAGGGUGCCAGGUGAGCACCCACCCCACUGAUGAUGUAUCACUAACAUCCAGGAGGCAUACUCACAAGGCCUUUAAAGCAAAUAAAACAUUUAUUGUUCA
Messenger RNA from Peromyscus maniculatus bairdii (prairie deer mouse), 2538 nucleotides. It is a transcript of the gene Slc48a1, whose product is annotated as solute carrier family 48 member 1. Gene Ontology annotation, biological process: heme transport. Gene Ontology annotation, molecular function: heme binding; heme transmembrane transporter activity. The record is from RefSeq and is a predicted model, not a curated record. Gene Ontology annotation, cellular component: plasma membrane; lysosomal membrane. Lineage: Eukaryota; Metazoa; Chordata; Mammalia; Rodentia; Cricetidae.